This is a messenger RNA of Anarrhichthys ocellatus (wolf-eel), 3922 nucleotides long. It is a transcript of the gene prkx, whose product is annotated as protein kinase X-linked. The transcript has 8 exons. Bases 541 to 1599 code for a protein of 352 amino acids. Gene Ontology annotation, cellular component: cAMP-dependent protein kinase complex; cytosol. Gene Ontology annotation, molecular function: ATP binding; cAMP-dependent protein kinase activity. NCBI's taxonomy places the organism in Eukaryota, Metazoa, Chordata, Actinopteri, Perciformes, Anarhichadidae. Gene Ontology annotation, biological process: protein phosphorylation. The record is from RefSeq and is a predicted model, not a curated record.
CUUCCUGAUUGAUGUGGCCAUAGAAGAACUACUGGGUGAGGUCUGUUGUGGUAGUGGAGUCAAUAAUGGAGGAAAGCAGUAAACUCGAGUCAGAAAAGCCACGGGUUUCAUCGAGUUGAUUCGGUUUUUUAACUAUUUUAUUCCGGAGCUUCCCUCGCGCCGCUUCCCCUUUCAUAGCUCCAGUCUACAGUGCUUCUCCCAUUUAGCUCACUAUGGGUCGUUAGCUGCUAACCAAAGUCGCUAACGCUACAUGCCAGAGCAGUGCACCUGUCACCAGCUUCUUUGUCUCGCCCGUGCCAGUGGUUUCAUCUCCUAUUGACUGGUAAUUAACAGAACUUGUUAACAUAAACGUUUUCUACGGUUUCCGCUCACUUCUCCGAUGUGGAAGGCGUCACUGUCCAAAAACAAGCCGCCCAGCCACAGCUAACGUCAGACAAAGAAGAUGAACUGACGGUACCCAGAAAUGUGUGAUGUGAACUCUAUGCGUCCCACUGGAAAGUUCUGAACCCGAGUAAGUCAGCUCGUCUCCGACAAUAAGACAUGGCGUCCUCCAAAGCUAAAGUCGGAGUCCACAGUGAGGCCAACUCCCUGAAAGAGGGCAAAAGCAACGCCGGCUGUUCGGCCGGAGAAGCAGCGCCGAACAACCGGAUAUACUGCCUGGAUGACCUGGAGACCAUCGCCACAGUCGGCACGGGGACCUUUGGCCGAGUCUUCCUGGUGAAGGACAAGCAGUGCCGGGCCUUCUACGCCCUGAAGCAGAUGAAGAUCCCGGACGUGAUCCGACUGAAGCAGGAGCAGCACGUCCACAAUGAGAAGGAGGUGCUGUCCGAGGUCAACCACCCCUUCCUCAUCAGACUGUUCUGGACCCACCACGACGAGCGCUUCCUCUACAUGCUGAUGGACUACGUGCCGGGCGGCGAGCUGUUCAGCUACCUGCGCAGCCGCGGGCGCUUCAGCAAUGCCACCGGCCUCUUCUACACCUCCGAGAUCGUGUGCGCCAUCGAGUACCUGCACUCCAGAGAAGUGGUGUACCGAGACCUGAAGCCCGAGAACAUCCUGCUGGACAGCGAAGGACACAUCCGCCUGACCGACUUCGGCUUCGCUAAGAAGCUCUCCGACAGGACCUGGACCCUGUGCGGCACUCCCGAGUACCUGGCCCCCGAGGUCAUCCAGAGCAAGGGUCACGGCCGAGCAGUGGACUGGUGGGCUCUGGGCAUCCUCGUCUUUGAAAUGCUGGCCGGGUACCCACCGUUCUUUGACGACAACCCAUUUGGAAUAUAUCAGAAGAUUCUGGCCGGAAAACUGGAAUUCCCUCGCCAUCUGGAUUUCUAUGUCAAAGACCUCAUCAAGAAGUUUCUGGUCAUCGACCGAGCCAGACGGCUAGGCAACAUGAAGAACGGAGCAGAUGAUGUGAAGAAGCAUCGGUGGUUCAAGACCAUUGACUGGGAGGCCGUUCCUCUGAGGAAGCUGAAGCCCCCCAUAGUUCCUAAAGUGUCCCAUGAGGGGGACACUUCUAACUUUGAUGUUUACCCAGAGGACGACUGGAAGAAAGACCCUCCUGUGCCUCCGAAGGACUUGGAGACCUUCAAGAACUUCUGAUCGCUGAGCCUGGUGUAUUUAUUGACGGAAUAUCCUGAGAAUUGACACAGCGUCAUGUGUAGUAACUGUUCCAGCUGCUAUCACGGAGAGAAUCCUUAUUUAUCAAAGCCAGGAGCCUCCUGCUAUCGUAAUAACGGCCUCCUGAGAGACAUGAUUGAUGCUGUGACUGUCUCAUACCACAGAGAUGAUUUGCUUUUUAUACUUUUAUUUAUCUGACUAAAGUCAAACCUUUUGCUGUUUUGAUUUUUUUAAUCAGUUUUUUUCUCUGAGCCUGCUCAUAUGCAAAAAUAAUGAGUUUCCUUUGAAACCAAAAGACUUACUUUCUAGCUUUUAAAAAUAAUCAGGUCUUUUUUUAUAUUAUGUUUUAUACGUUCUCUCUUUUUAAAAAUGUUUAUUCAGUCAUAUCUAAUGUGACUCCAGACUGGUGCUGUAACUGUCAGCUGGCCAGUAGUCAUGAAUGCAGUUUCACACUCAUUGUUCUGUAGUCAUGAGCACUUGUAAGAAGGUGCCUUACACCACAGUUUGAUGGGCAUAGAAAUAGUGCUUCUCCUCAGCCACCGCUGGUCUCAGUCCAUGUGAGGAGCUGAAUGUGCUGCCAAGUCUACAACAGCUUCAUCCCCGGCCAAAGGACUUUAUUAUUACUGUACAGUCCCAGCUGUUCCACACAUGAACCACAGACUUUCCCCAGCCCCUCUGUGCUCACUACACUCAUCCUCAUCAUUAUCGUCCUGGCUGUCCUGCUUUUAAAGCCCAGUCAUGUGAGGUGAAAGGUGCUGGGGUGUGAGGUACUUGUCAGUGUUUAGAGCCACUCGUUACAGUAUUCAUCAGCAGAAGGCUUCGUUUGCUGUUUCUGGACAAAUAUUGGCCUUUAAAACAAACUUCAUAUGGUUUAGUCUGUGCCUCGCCUUCAUUACAGAGCUGCUACUGUCCAGCUGAAAGGAUCCCAAUUUGUGUUCAGACCAAAGUCAGGACCGUGUCAGAAGGUACCUGGGUGAAAGUCCCAUGUUUGUUUACCCAUCCACCUGACCCCCUUCUUACCUGGGCUUUCUCGCUCUUUUAUUCCACGUCACCUGACUUCCUCAUCACAUUGUGCUCGCUUAAGAUCAGCUUGUAAACUAGGAUAACCCGACACGCGGGGGCGAGUGAGCCUUUGCUACACUGGAGCCCGUUGUCAUCAGACCGAUAGCUGAUGGAUCCUGGGAUUCAGCUUGAAGGCUGACAGCUGGGCUGGAGGCGGGGGUCAGUUAUGCUGGUAGCAGCUAGCGGUGACAUGGAACUAUACUGAUCUAUUAUGAAUGCUAAAUAAAACGGUGUGUGUGGGGGCAUUUGAGUGACCUCAAACCUACAGUAUCUUUGGAAUAUCUCGACCUAGGCUAAUAUAUCAUUCCUCUACUCCAUAUCUGCACAAAAUAUCCAAAUCUGCUAGCUUCAUAUUGAAUCCAUUGUCAUAGUUUUUAAAAACGCAUACAAUAUACUGUUGGUUCAAUGAGCAAACGUCUAGUCACUCGGUUUCAAAAGUAUUAAAGGCAUCAGUGCGUCCUCCCUUCUGCGUGAGCAGCAGGCUGUCUGCUUAUAUGCAGCUGUUAUAAUGUAAAGAAAACAACCAUCACUGCUGUCCUCAAUGCCUCACAGGGAGGCACUAUAAUGACUCGCUGCGCGCGCCUACCCAGUAUGCCUUGCGGGAUGACCCCAUACUUGUCUCUGAUUGGCCAUAUCCUCUCCGGCGUUACAGGUGUCUGCUAAAUGCUAAUGUUAGCAUAGCUAUGAUGUAGGCUACCAAGUUGGAAUGUAGGCACACAGCAUGAGCCGCCUGUGCUGAGUUGCUCUCCUCCAGAGCCGGUCUAGUUCAGCUAGCAUCAUAGCUAGGCUAAUGAUAGCGUUUAGCAGACGCCUGGACGGGCCAAUCAGGCAGAGUAGGGGCGGGUGUUCCCACAAGGCAUACUGGGUAGGCACAUCCAGCGAUUCGCCUUAGUGCGCCCCCCCCCCCCCCUAAAACCUACAUCACACACCACUUCGUAUGUUUAGUGUUGUCUCUCACAAUGGUGCUCGUCCAUAUAGAGCCUGUUUGUAUAAUGCAUGUGUCUUUAACCUCCACACCCAGCCACUUAUGUGUUACCUAGCAAUACCUUUACACGUCUCAGCCUUUAAGUUGGCGCAGUCACACAUUGUUUUCUACCCUCUACCUAACAAUGCCUAUCAAUAUACAAUAACUCCUUUUGUACCUGUCAUUAUGGAACUCUAAGCAAUGGCACAUGUUUGUAUUAAGACUCAAGCGUCUUUGGAAAUGUUUGAAAGUGAUAAGAAAGAAAAAGCUUUUCUCUUC